AUGCCAGAACCUCAUCCAAGUAUUGUGCCUGUAAUACAAGAAGCAGGGUUUGGCGGUGUGGCUAAAUUGCGACAUCUAAAGGUUGACCAUUGUUUAGUCACUGCCUUGGUUGAAAGAUGGAGGCCUGAAACACACACAUUUCACUUUCCAACUGGAGAAUGCACCAUAACCUUGGAAGAUGUGUCACUUCAAUUGGGUCUUUGUGUUGACGGACAUCCUAUCAUUGGUCCAACUAUGUUGGAUUGGGACGAGAUGUGUGAUAACUUAUUAGGUUUAACACCAGUAAAGGGGGAAUCCAUUGUCGGUUCUAUGAUAAAACUUAAAUGGUUAAGGGAUAAUUUGUUGCCUAUAGAUGAAAAUUCUAGUAUUGAGGUCAUUCAUACACAUGCUAGGGCCUAUAUAUUAGGAAUGAUAGGUGGUGUUUUAAUGCCAGAUAAAACUGGAAAUAAAGUACAUUUAAUGUACUUGAACUACUUGAGUAAUCUUCGAAGAACCAGUAGAUAUAGUUGGGGUUCAGCGUGUUUGGCUGUCUUGUACAGAGAGAUGUGCAGAGCAACCGAUGCACGUGCAAGGACUAUGGGUAGAUGUGCUUCGUUGUUACAAUCAUGGGCAUGGUUUCACAUGCCUUUUCUUGCACCCAUUUCAAGAGUUCCACCAACUUUCCCACUAGUUCGCCAAUGGAGCGACGGUCGAGUAUUGAACUACAGAAAUGUCCCCCACAAUGAUUUAGUCGGAUACCGAGCAAGGAUAGAUCACAUGCAACAAAAUCAGUCCAACAGGGUCAAGUUACAAUUUCGCCUAUCACAGGACAUCCCUGAAGAACCCAACAACCUUGAUCAUUUACAUAAAGUAGACAUGAGGGGGCGACAAGAUGAGAACUAG
Molecule: messenger RNA, 882 nt
Organism: Vigna unguiculata (cowpea)
Lineage: Eukaryota; Viridiplantae; Streptophyta; Magnoliopsida; Fabales; Fabaceae
Source: RefSeq, a predicted model, not a curated record